GUCUCCACAUCCAUGCUCUAAAAGUUAAGGAGAAGGGAAGCAGUUUCGUCACUAUACUGCAACACAAGCCAUGGCUUCCAAGCUCACCUGUCCAGCUUCAGUCAUGGGUGCUCUCCCACACUUCAGUGGCCUCAAGGUCCAGCCAUCAAUGGUGGCGCUGCCUCAGCUCAGGCAGCGAGGGAGGGGAGCUUUGGGUGCUCGCUGUGACUUCAUCGGCUCGUCGACGAACAUCAUAAUGGUGGUGAGCACAAGCUUGAUGUUGUUCGCGGGGAGGUUCGGGUUGGCUCCGUCUGCGAACAGGAAGGCCACGGCGGGGCUGAAGCUGGAAGCCCGCGACUCUGGGCUGCAGACCGGCGAUCCUGCCGGGUUCACCUUGGCGGACACGUUGGCCUGCGGCACCGUCGGCCACAUCAUCGGCGUCGGCGUCGUCUUAGGCCUCAAGAACUUGGGCGUCCUAUAAGAAGCUCUUUGCCGUGCCUGUAUUGUACGCUAUCGCUGUUUGCUGUGAUGUACAUGGUUUCUUCUCCCUCUAAAGCGUAUCACCCAAAACCAGUCGAGAGACUCCAUGACAAUGAUUUAUAUAGCUUUGCUCCAA
Musa acuminata subsp. malaccensis (wild Malaysian banana) is the source of this 595-nucleotide messenger RNA. Its product is annotated as photosystem I reaction center subunit psaK, chloroplastic-like. NCBI's taxonomy places the organism in Eukaryota, Viridiplantae, Streptophyta, Magnoliopsida, Zingiberales, Musaceae. Gene Ontology annotation, cellular component: membrane; photosystem I. Gene Ontology annotation, biological process: photosynthesis. The record is from RefSeq and is a predicted model, not a curated record.